AUGGGUGACAGUUUGGAUGAGUCUUGGGGCGUGUCGACUGUGUCGAGUGAGGUUUCAGGGAGCGAAGAAUGGUUCGGGGUGGAUAAGCAAUUAUGGGAGAUAGUACCCUGCGAUUCGGUCGAGGCAGUGGACUCGGUCGAAGCGGUGGAUUCGGAGCCUGAGUGGUCGCCCAAGUCGGGUGAGGAGGAGGAGUCGGUGCCCUCGAGUGCGUUUCCACCCGACUCCGAUGAGUGUCUGAACGACUCCUCGUCCUUCGCUGUGAGUCUCUCCGACGUCAGCAUCGGCCAAAUCCACUCAGACAUCGGGUCCGCCGUGUUACUCAGCGGUUCUGCUCUGUUCGACCGACACCCAGAAGACCUCCCUUGGGGCAGUCCCUCCGCCGAGUCUGGCGGCAUGCAUAGCUCCAUCCGCUUCUCCCAACAGCGAAUCCAGGCCCAGUGGGUCAAGGCCCAGUGGGUCAAGGCCCAGUGGGUCAAGGCCCAGUGGGUCAAGACCCAACGAAAUGGGUCCAGACCGCACCAGGAUAGCGAAGAGGGGAGAUUGGAUGGGGCAGAACUGUUUAGAAACAGCGUGCCGGAACUAAAUGAUGAAGACCUGCAGCUGGCAGUGCAGGCCGAAUUGAAGACGCCUUCUGUGGCGGAGCAGUCAUGGGCACCGACGAAGCCGUUUGUGCCGCGGUUGCAGCACGCGGUGCACGGGUCGAGGAUCCCGCGUUCGCGACCACGGAAGUCGGCGGACGCCGGCGCGGGGGCGGAGGCGGAAUCGAACGCGGGGGUGGCAGGCUCGGAGGCGCUUGAGCGGGAGCCUGCACAGAGGUCUUUGUCCAAUUCACCAAGGGGCCGAGGGUCAGUGAAGAGUCGAGGCGGCUACGUCCCUGAGGAGGAGGAGGAUGACGACGACGACUCGUCGGAUGAGAAGACCAUUGGCGUAGUCGAGCAGAAAAAUUUCAGCGACACUGAUGAUCUGGCCGGACUCACCCCGGAGGUGUUCCACGAUAGCUACGGCACUCGUGACAGCUACGGCGGGCGGCUGGCGUCGACGAACAAGCCGCUGAGUACUCAACAGAACUCCUAUUUUUCCCAAUCGGAGUCGGGUCCGGAAGACCUGGCCAUAGGGGGCAUAGCCGACGAGCACGGAAAGCUAAAGUUGUUUGGGGGUCUUUCGGAAACAGAGGACGACAAUGACGACGUGGUGUUGUGUUACCGGCCUGCUAACUACUCUAUCUCUCGACUCCAAGACAUUGCGUGUAAUGAUGCGGGUUGGUUCUCCACUAUUGGCGACCGCCCCUGUCCUAUAAUCCGUGCGCGUUUGCAUAGACACCACACUACUGGUCGCACGUUGAUGUUUACAGUGCCGCGGCCAAUCUAUUCCAAGAUGCUUUCUUGGGGUCAUUACGAGUGCGAAGUAACAUUGGAGAGACGUGUUCGAGUUCGCAAACGAGUGCUCUGGAUACCCUCUAUCGACGAACCAGGGAGCUACAUCAUCAACCUUUGUUGCUAUAUUAUGUUUAUUGCUCUGAUUUACGACCUUACCACAGUCAUGUACAUGCUAUGCAAAAGACUAUUUUCGGACGUAUGGUAUGUGUCCGCCUUACUCGUUAUUCAGGCGCUCGCAGACUUAAGCCCCUACCUCAUGGCGAAAACGCGCUCCUUUGGCGUCGUCUUCGCCCUCUACGUCCUGGUCUGUGGUAUGUUCGCGUGCACCAAGCUCGGCAUUUUUGCGUAUCUCGUUUCCCUGCUAGUGAAAUCCGGAAAAAGCGAACACAAUGCGCCAAGCGUAACCAUGCGUGCCGUGCGUUCGGAGGCAUUUGAUACACGACUGACUGGUGAUCGACUGAACAGUUAUACACGACCGACUGGCAGCAGCCAGGUUUUGUUAGGCUUGCCCAGCAGGCGCCAAAUACUGACUGGCUUCAGGAAUUUGAAUGCCGACAUUUAUAAUCGGCAAGAUGAUGGUGACAGCCGCCUGGCAAGCACCAUCACCGUGAAGGGUGCUGACAACAGUGCUUCAGACGGGCAGCACAUGACUCAGUUUUCAAUAUGCAUUUGUCUUGCUAUGGGAUUCCUCAGUUUCUUGGUUACUUUGCUCAACGUUGCAGCAUGCCUUGUCCUCAAACAAUUGUUUCGUUUGGAAGAACGACUAAUCCGUAUGGUGACUCUUCAUCAAAAAACCUCUCGAAGACUUUCGACAGCACCCUUCGAACUCUGGUGCGCGGGACUCUUUCCCAUACCCCCUCCCCAGCGAGCCACAUCGCCGUAG
Molecule: messenger RNA, 2259 nt
Organism: Gregarina niphandrodes
Lineage: Eukaryota; Apicomplexa; Conoidasida; Eugregarinorida; Gregarinidae
Product: putative transmembrane protein
Exons: 3
Coding region: 1-2259 (752 amino acids)
Source: RefSeq, a predicted model, not a curated record